This is a messenger RNA of Orbilia oligospora ATCC 24927, 2772 nucleotides long. RefSeq lists its product as uncharacterized. The record is from RefSeq and is a predicted model, not a curated record. Gene Ontology annotation, biological process: DNA-templated transcription; regulation of DNA-templated transcription. NCBI's taxonomy places the organism in Eukaryota, Fungi, Ascomycota, Orbiliomycetes, Orbiliales, Orbiliaceae. Gene Ontology annotation, molecular function: DNA binding; DNA-binding transcription factor activity, RNA polymerase II-specific; zinc ion binding. The transcript is spliced from 4 exons. Bases 1 to 2772 code for a protein of 923 amino acids.
AUGGCUGGAGAAACGGCCACUAUUGAGAAGUCUGAGAGGACUUCGAAGGAAUCUAGCGCUCCAGUAGUCGCUGGUGUUAAGAGAUCUGCCCCCACCGCUGGAAUGAACGCCAACGGGCGUCCUAUCAAGCGUCGCGCUUCCAAAGCCUGCCAGUGCUGCCGUGCCAGAAAGGUUCGGUGCAAUGUUGUAGAACACGGUGCUCCUUGCACUAACUGCAGACUCGACAAUGUCGACUGCAUUAUCACGGAAAGCAAGAGAAGAUCUAAUGCUGCAGCGGACAAGCCUGGAAAGGCGAAGAAGAAGGCACAGGUUGUCGUUCAGCCUGUCUCUCCGAGCUCUAGUUCUCACGAUCACGAGGAUCUUUGUGAGGACAGGGAAGAACAUGUUCCGACCUUCACAUACCCGACCCAGACUCUGGAGAUCAUUGAUGAGAAUGGUAGGGAAAGGCGCAAGUCUUCGGUAGCCCAAUUCGCUAGUCAGGCUACCUAUAAUCGAAUGGUUUCGCAACAGCCUUCUCCUUCAACUACAACUUCAUCGACUUCUCGCCCAAUUAGGAUUCCUAGUUAUGAAAUUCUCACAAAAGACCUACCGUCGUACAUUAGGCCCACCCCCACUAGAAUUAGCCCUGAUGAUGUCGACUACCUCGUUCGAAAAGGUGCUACUUCAAUUCCACUUGAACCUUUCCGCCAGGAGUUGGUGGACUGCUACUUUAACUAUGUCCAUCCAUUCAUGCCAUUGAUUGAAGAAUCAGAUUGGAGGAGGACAACUACUAGGAGCUGGGAAGGAUUUGACCCAACAAGGCAUAAGGAUGACCGAAUCAGUCUUUUGCUAUUCCAAGCCGUGCUUUUCGCGGGCUCCGCAUUCGUCAAGAUGGAGAGCCUUCGUGCCGCUGGCUACACCUCCAGAAAAAGUGCAAGAAAAGCAUUCUUCCAACGUACAAGAAUGCUUUACGAUUUUGACUGGGAACAAGACAGGAUCUCAUUGAUCCAGGCUCUUUUGCUCAUGACUUAUUGGUACGAAACCCCUGAUGACCAAAAGGACACAUGGCAUUGGAUGGGAGUUGCAAUUUCUCUAUCACAUACUGUCGGUCUUCAUCGAAAUCCAGUCAACUCAAGCCUCAGCCCCCGACGACAAAAACUAUGGAAAAGAAUUUGGUGGAGCUGUUUCAUGCGGGAUCGACUCGUCGCUCUCGGGAUGCGACGCCCUACCAGAAUUAAGGACGAAGACUGUGAUGUCCCUAUGCUAACGCUUGAGGAUUUCGGAUUUUCCACCGAUCGCGAUGAACUUUCUGAGGUUUUGUUCGGUGCCGACGGCGAUGAUCUGAAGAAACGGAGGAGACAGAGAGCACUUGCCCUUCUAUGUAUCGAGAAGGCGAAGCUUUGUGCACUUAUCGGGAACGUUCUCACAGCACAAUACUCGGUAUUAAAUAAGCCGGCAUCGAAAGACGGCGUUAUCGAUACAACGAAAAACCUUAUGCUUUUGCACCCAAAGAAAACAGACGUUGAAGUUUGCGAGGUUAAACUUUGCGACGAACAGCUCAAUGAUUGGCAACGAAAGCUUACUAGCGAGGCUUAUUGGAGGCCUGCUAGCAGCUUGCUCGAUGAUAUGGACCCGUGUAUUCUUCUCCACCGUAAUUUACUACAUAUGGUUUACUUUACUACCGUGAGCGCUCUCCACCGACCACAAGUUCUUCCAUCCGCCCCAGCACCGUGGCCAGCAAGAAACCGUGCGCCCGAACUUCAAGAAAUUUCUCGAAAGAAAGUCCGACAUGCAGCUCACGAAAUUACACGCCUCGCGGAAGAGCUUAUCGAAUACGAUCUCGUCAGAUAUCUUCCAACGGUCGGUGUUACUGUCAUGCUUCCAGCCGUUAUAAUCCACCUUCUCGACGUUAAAUCAUCAUCAGCCGUAACACGUGAACUCUCUCUCCAAGGGUUCGGCCUGUGCAUGCAAGUCAUGCAAGGUCUCCGCGAAAACUAUGCCGCUGCAGAUUUUGCCACACAUUUUCUGGAAGCCGCGGUCAAGAAGGCCAAUAUCCAGAUCGUAGUUCCGACCCGGCAGAGAUUUCCCACUGCAGAUGAUGCAAUGAGAGCCCUGAACCGACAGCGGGCACUCUUGGUCAAGCGGGGCGUCCAAAUCAUGCAGGACAAUCUAUAUGUGCCAAGAAGCGAAGGCAUUCUUGGUCAUGUCGACAUGGGUGUGGCAGUUAGUGUGGGACCUGAAACACCGAGGGAGGAUGUGGAUAUGGCAGAACCGGAAGGGCGCCUGGACCACAAUCAUUUACGAGAGAGAAUUGCGGCAUUCUUGAACGAGGAGGCCGAUAUUGCCCGAGAAGAAAAUCCGAUCGUCAGCGGUCAGGUACCAGACAAGGAGAUCGCAGAUGCCCACCCAAUGAACAUCGAUCUCAACCAACUACUAUUGAAAGAUCCGGAUACCGAGCUGGGACUUGAGGAUCUUUCCCCAAGAUCCUCCACUGAGUCUCACAGACAAUUCUCUGGAAGCGAGCUGAGUGAGAACAUCUUGGACAAUAUCGAUAGCCUCUUCGUUGAUGAAAACAAUGACCCAUUCCUCGGGUCAUAUGACGGUCAUCACGGAAUGGGAGAAGGCACCGAUUUCACUUUGGAGUUAAGUCUUAUGAACGGUGUUGUGAAUCACGGAGGUAUGGACCUUCUGUCUACCGAUAUCGAUGCGGCAGCCGAAACCUCUGCGGAUGGCACUUCCAAGUUGCUUGACAGCGUCGAAUUCGAUUUUGACAAGGUCAUGGAGGGUUUGUAA